UGAAGAAAGCUUGACUCACACUUUGGAGAUUGGAUACCAAGUCAACAAGAGAAAAUGAGAAAUUGCCUAGCGAUAAGAUGUUUACCAAUCAGAAACCACGGAUUGUCGUGUGCUUUGAGGCGAAAGCAACGAAUAAAAAAGAAGCAACCAAGCAAAUACCAGAGAACACAGAAGCAGCACCUUCCUUGAUAUAUUAUUGCUUUGCUGUUGUCCGGAAUUCUGCCGUCUCAAGCAAACGUUUGAUAAUUUCCACAUGGCCAUGAGCAGGAGCAGGAGGUUACUGUCCGCUUUCCCUAGGGAGAUGCUUAAUGAGCUUGAAAAUCCAAAAUUCAAGGAAUCUCUGUUGAAACAUAUGAAGAUGGAUGUUCCGCGGCAGUUGUUGCUGACCAUCGUUGCUGUGGCCGAUGACAUGGAAGCGAAUAGCUCUGCUACUGCCAGAUCUACAAGCAGGGACGUGAUGGAAUGGUUCUGUCACUUCCAAGAUAUGAUGUAUCUUUUGGAGGAGGUUCUGCACAAGUUCAGAUCCGGAGAAGCAGCAGGUGCAGAUGCCAAACCCGAACUUGACCUCAUCUUUCGGAGAUUCGAAAUCAUAGCAAGACAGAAGCACCUUCUCUUCCAGACUGCGGAACAAGAAGAAGAACAAGGUGAGCAACCACAAACUUCACAUCAGAAGCUAACACUUGACAUUUAUUGCAAAGAAAAUGAUGAGAUGGUCCAAUUUUUGCUGUCCGAUGAUCGAGCGAAUGGUAGCACUGGCGUGUCUGUGAUUGCCAUCGUUGGCAUGAACGGGACUGGAAAGACCAGACUUGCUGACCUUGUUUACCAUGAUGAACGAGUCAAGUCCUCUUUCAACCUCCGUGGUUGGAUACAGUUUCCCAAAGAGCUUGAUGCUGAGAGUUUGGCCAAGAUAACUCUCGAUAGUUUCAAUGAAGAUUUUCACUAUGACGACAGUUUAACUGAACUGACACGUCGCCUAAACAAGUGCUUGCAGCGGCCCAAAAAGGUUCUUCUAGUGUUGGACGAUGUUGAAGAUCUUCCACAUUGGGAAACCCUUCGGCCAUGUUUUGCUGGUGCUGCCUGUGGAAGCGCGGUCAUCCUCACCACAUCAAGAGGGGAUGUUGCCAUCAAGAUGCGUUCAGAUUACGUCCUGUCGAUUGAAGAUUCGCCUUCUUUGUCUCUACAGCAUGAUUUCGGAGAACGUGAAAGCCUGGGACUGGCGAGAAAGUUUGAAUCUGGAAAGCUAUCUCUGGUUGCUGAUGAAAAUGAAGCAAGUAGUAUCUUGUCCGACCCCUUUCUCACGCUGAAUCCUUGGUCUCUUAACAACCUAGUUUCCCUGAAACUUACAGGGGCUCGGAAAAAAGAUUUGCCAAAUGGGAUUGGAGAACUACGAAGGCUUGAACACAUCGACCUCUCUUUCUCUGACAUAUGCACGCUGCCUGAUUCAAUUAGCGCCUUGUCUCAUUUGCAAACUUUGAAGUUGUCUUUCUGCUGCUAUCUCCAUCGGCUGCCAAGUACUCUGGCGAAUUUGGUUGGAUUGCGUAAACUGGAUCUCAGGGGCACCAAGCUGGAAGACAUGUCCUUAAAGCUGGCAAGUUUGAGAAAUCUUGAAACACUACAUGGCUUCAGCGUGAAUUCAGGGUCGAAUUUGGCAGAGUUGGCUAAUGCUUCAAACAUUCAGACACUGAGCAUCACAGACUUGCAGAACAUUGCCGAUGCUAAUAGUGCCUCCAAAGCUAGAUUGAAAGAAAAGAGUCGUCUAGAAAGUCUUACAUUGAGAUGGAAUCAACUGCGCUUUGCUGAAUGUGAGCAAGCACUAGAAUAUUUGGAGCCACCAAAACAGCUAAAAGUGUUAGAGAUUUCAGGCUGUCCUGAUAGAAGAUUUCCAUACUGGUUAGGAGACGCCUCGUUUGCGAAUUUGAGGGUGAUUUGUAUUUAUGACUGUAAGAAUUGUGAGUUCUUGCCACCACUUGGACAGCUUUCGUCUCUUGAAGAGCUAUAUAUUCGAGGGUGUGACAAUGUAAGAUCAGUAGGCAAUGAAUUCUAUGGACAGUGUUCUUUGCAUGUUCCAUUUAAGUCCUUGAAGAUCCUGUGGUUUGUGGACAUGCCUAGUUGGAAAGAAUGGAUUCUCUUAGAUGAUGAAAGUCUUCAGUUUCCAUGUCUCUGCGAGCUUUACUUGAUACAAUGCCCGCAGUUGCUGCAAGACUUGCCUAAGUGCCUUCCUUCUCUUAAAAAGCUUGAAAUAUUUCAAUGUGAUCGCCUCGUGUCUCCACCACCCAAGAUACCUCAUCAAGUCCAUGAAUUGAUGGAACAAAAAGAGGAACAAGAACAAGGCUGCACUGAGAUUCUUGCAACAAGUGUGACUCAAGUGACUUCAGAAUCCUCCUCACACCAUGCCACAAUUAUAAUGCCUCCUGUCGCAAAUGGUAAGAAUGAUGAAUUAGUUUCAGAUGAUGAUGGAGGCAUGGUAGAUUUUGAGUCUUCUUUUGAAAUUGUGAAGAUUGCAGAUGCAUCAGAGCUGUGCAACUUGACAUCCAGAAUAAAAAGCCUUAGAAUUGAAGGUUGCCAGUUCCUUGAGUCCCUACCAGAUGAAUUUCUAAAAGAUUGUUCAAAUAUCAGAGAGUUAUUUUUUAUUGAUUGUUACUCUCUCAAGAACUUCUCUGAUGUUCUGCACCCCAGUUCCCUGAGAACAAUUUAUAUCCACAAAUGCCCAAAUUUAGAUUUCCUCAUUCCUCUCGGAACACACAAGAAAUUUGCAUUCUUGGAAUAUCUUUGCAUAAGUAGUAGCUGCGAAUCGCUCGCCUCCAUAUCCAUAAACCUUUUCCCGAGACUCAGAACUCUUUAUAUCAAGGAUUCUCCCAAACUAGAGUCAUUUUCAAUAGCCAAGGAACUUCGUGAUCGAAAUCUGAAACUUGAGUCGUUGGAAAUCCGGGACUGUCCUAAUCUGAUAUCCUUUCCAGAAACAGGAUUGCCAACUCCUUACCUUAAAUCAAUAUCAAUAUCUAAUUGCAGAAGGUUGAAGUCACUGCCCAAUCAUUUAGCAAAUCUUACAUCACUUCAAUCAUUGCUUAUAGACAAAUGUCCAGAACUUGAAUCUUUUCCUGAAGGGGGCUUGCCAUCUAGUUUAAGUUUACUUUCUAUCACCUUUUCUGACAAACUUGCACCUCAAAAGGAGUGGAAGUUGGAUACACUUCCCUCAUUAACUCAUUUUGAGAUUGAAAGUGGAUGCAUUGGCAUGAAGUCAUUUCCAAAUAAGGACUUUUUGCCAAGAAAUCUCAAGUCUUUACGCUUGAGUAAACUUUCGAGUCUCAGAAUCUUGAAUGGCACAGGGUUUCAGCAUUUGACAGCUCUUGAGACAUUGGAGAUCAACUGUUGUCAUGGGCUAUAUUCCUUGCCAGAAGGGAUGCCAUCAUCCUUGACUCGUCUUUGCAUCAAAGAGUCCCCAAUAUUGUCCCAUAAACUCUUGCAUAGAGCGGGCGCGGAGUGGAGCAAGAUAGCUCAUAUUCCCAACCUACAGAUUGAUGAAGUUAAAAAAGAAGGGGAAAUCCCUGAACAAAAACAAAAAUUCGGGGAAAAGAGAUUUGUGACAAGAUCAACAUAUUUGGAGGGAGGAAAAGGCAUCUUAGAUGGAGAAAGCCUCAAAAGCCAAAAAUUGGAUCAAAGAAGGAAAAGGAUGCCAAUGGUGUCAGAUGUAUCCUAUGAAUCAGACUGGAGCAAGAUAGCUCAUACUUCCAAUCUUCAAAUUGGUGAUGGAAUCAAAGAAGGAUCAAUUGAAUUGGAAGCCAGCUUAAAGGGUGAAAGUGUGAACAAAGAUGAAAAAAGCUUUACCAGCCAGCAAUGGGACCUAAGUUUAGUUACAAAGAAAAGGAUGCCACCAACAUUAAAAGGUUUCUACGACCUUCAACCUGAUGAUGAAGUAGUUAAAAAAGGUGGAGGAGGCCGAGGCCGCGACCAUGACCCUGGCAGAUUAGAUGACACUUGGACCUCAUCAAUGGAAGCAGAAGUUCAAACUGUCCAUGGAAUCUCAAAGAACCCUUUCAGCCACAUAACUAGCAAGGGAAAAGAUAGAGAUUUGGAGGAUUUCACCCUGCAAAAGUUGCUUGAAUUGACCGAAAACUUCUCAGAGGACAAAAUGAUUGGGAGAGGAGGCUUUGGAUCAGUAUACCAUGCUACACUGCAAGAUGGUAAGGAAGUUGCAAUAAAAAGAGCUGAAAUCUCUCCCAACUAUGAAGAUGAGAAGGAGUAUGGCUUUGUGAAUGAGCUUCAGAUUCACUCAAGACUCCACCACAACAACCUGGUUGGGCUAUUAGGAUUCUGCCGUGACGCGAAUGAGCGCAUCUUAGUGUAUGAGUACAUGAACAAUGGCAGCCUCCAUGAUCAUCUCCACAGCCACCAAACUUCUUCUGUUCUAAUGUCAUGGCCGGCACGGAUCAAGGUAGCACUGGAUGCAGCAAGGGGGAUAGAGUACCUCCACCACUAUGCUGUCCCACCAAUCAUUCAUCGCGACAUAAAGUCAUCCAAUAUAUUAUUGGAUUCCAAGUGGACAGGCAAAUUGUGUGAUUUUGGAAUCUCAUUGAAGGGUCCUGAAGAUGAGGACACACAUCUUUCAGUUGAAAUAGCUGGCACACCAGGCUACUUGGACCCUGAAUACUAUAUAACUCAAAGGCUAACCACAAAGAGUGAUGUUUAUAGUUUCGGGAUUGUUUUGCUAGAGAUACUAACUGGAUGCAAAGUCAUACAUAAAGAUGAUAAUGGGGAGCACAGACAUUUGGCAAGUUUUGCAGUACCAUAUAUUGAUCAAGAUGAGAUUUUCAAGGUUUUGGAUCCAAGAAUGCCACCCCCAAAAGCUGCUGAGGAGUAUGUGGGGUAUUUAGCAGCAGAAUGUGCACGCGCAGCACCUCGAGACAGACCAACUAUGGCUGAAGUUGUAAUUCACUUGGAAAGAGCAUUGGCUGCUUGUUUGGCCGUACCAGCAAUAUGAAGGAAGGUCCACCAUUAAUUCUUUUAUAAGUUUAGUACAAAAUUCAUGUCAAUUUCAUAGUUACAAACUUGCAAAAGUAAUUUUAGUAUCAUCAAAUCAAAUCAACAGUUAUUCCCUCAUAAUAAAGUUUCUCAUUAAUAAAGCGGUUUGUAAAUUUACCACCAUUA
Molecule: messenger RNA, 5145 nt
Organism: Arachis ipaensis
Lineage: Eukaryota; Viridiplantae; Streptophyta; Magnoliopsida; Fabales; Fabaceae
Source: RefSeq, a predicted model, not a curated record